Molecule: messenger RNA, 993 nt
Organism: Eutrema salsugineum
Lineage: Eukaryota; Viridiplantae; Streptophyta; Magnoliopsida; Brassicales; Brassicaceae
Product: SUPPRESSOR OF GAMMA RESPONSE 1
Exons: 5
Coding region: 1-993 (330 amino acids)
Biological process (GO): regulation of DNA-templated transcription
Cellular component (GO): nucleus
Molecular function (GO): transcription cis-regulatory region binding; DNA-binding transcription factor activity
Source: RefSeq, a predicted model, not a curated record
AUGAAAACUCUACACAGGGCUUGGAUUGUGGAUGUUCCAUGGAUCGCGAGCAAUGUAAAGAAUGCGUCUGCGUCUUCAGCUCUGCAGAUUGAAGAUUGUGAAGCUCAUAUAAACUGUCCUAAAUGCUGUUACCACAUCGACAACAAAAAUGUACUGACUCCAUGGCCAGGCCUUCCUAAAGGUGUGAAGUUUGAGCCAACUGAUGAGGAAGUCAUCGAGCAUUUGGAAGCCAAGUGUGGGAUUGAUGGCUUGAAACCACAUGUUUUUAUCCAAGACUUUAUCUGUUCAUCAGUGAAUGAUAUCAAUUACACUCACCCUAAAAACCUUCCAGGUGUGUCUAAGGAUGGAAGUAGUUCCUUCUUCUUUAACAAGACGGAGCAGGCAUAUCCAAAGGGGCAGAGAAAGAGGAGACGGAUCACACCGUCUGGUCAAAAGGAUGAAACGGUUCGUUGGCGCAAGACUGGUAAAACCAAACCGGUCAAGCUCAAUGGAGUCCAGAGAGGCUCCAAGAAGUUCAUGGUGCUGUACAAGAGCGCGAAGAAGGGAUUAAAACAGGAGAAAUAUAACUGGGUUAUGCACCAGUACCACUUGGGAACAGAAGAAGAGGAGAUUGGAGAAUAUGUUGUUUCUAAGAUCAUGUAUCAGAAACAAACGAAAUUCGAGAAAACUACCACUUCUACACCACCAAAAUUACCUACGAUUUCUGUUUCUGAGGAUGGAAUAGCUUAUGAUGAUGAUACUGAGAUGGUUCUUGAUGCACUUGUUCAGGGACUGGAGAACAUUCCAGAAGCUUCUUUUAGUUCGACCUCAGAAGAAAGAACUCAACGAGUUGAAGCUCAAUUGUCCUUUAUGGAGAAGAAACCUAAUUACUGGGAUUUUGGCAUAUGGUCUGAAAACAAUUUAGUGCCAGAUUUGGAGGACGCAGAUUUAGGGACUCUCCCUGAUUUCCUUACCUUUGCUUCGGAGGACAGUUUAUUGAAUUGGCUAGAUUGA